This is a messenger RNA of Trichomonas vaginalis G3, 633 nucleotides long. RefSeq names its product glycine-rich protein family. The transcript has a single exon. The record is from RefSeq and is a predicted model, not a curated record. The coding region runs from base 1 to 633 and encodes 210 amino acids. NCBI's taxonomy places the organism in Eukaryota, Parabasalia, Trichomonadida, Trichomonadidae.
AUGUAUUCUCCCUAUACAACAUAUGGAGGCGGGGGACCAGGACAGUUUUGUGGAGGUGGAUCAUCAGAUAUCCGCUUAAAACCAGGCGAUUUUGAAGAAUUUGACGGUUUGAAAAGUCGCAUUAUCGUUGCUGGCGGAUCUGGUUCUGGUGAUGGAAUUGAAGGAGUUACAGAACUUGAUCAAGGCGGAAGUGCAGGAGGAUUGGCUGGAUUCAGCAGUCAAUUAAAUUACAGUAACGGUGGUUCCCAUAUAUCCGGCGGUUUUGGAGAAGGAGUUUAUAAAGGCAGAUUUGGAUUCGGAGGAGGAAAUAAAGAUCGUACACUUGAAAAUGGUAUUGAUGGAAAUGGUUCUGGUGGUGGUGGAUAUUUUGGUGGCAGUGCAUCGAGAAAUGAUAGCUAUGCUGGCGGUGCAGGAGGUAGCUCAUUCAUCAGUGGACAUAAAGGAUGCAUUGCAAUCGCAGAAGAUUUCACAGAAGAAAACAUGAAGUUUAGUGAAUCUUAUGAUCCAUCUAUUCACUUCAGUGGACUCUCGUUUUUCAACACAGAAAUGAUUGAUGGAAAUCACUACAUGCCACUCCCAAACGGUUCAUAUGGAUAUGGAAAUACAGGCAAUGGUGUCAUCAGAAUCACCUGA